This is a messenger RNA of Protopterus annectens (West African lungfish), 2564 nucleotides long. It is a transcript of the gene ASB5, whose product is annotated as ankyrin repeat and SOCS box containing 5. Gene Ontology annotation, biological process: intracellular signal transduction; protein ubiquitination; positive regulation of protein catabolic process. Bases 1163 to 2077 code for a protein of 304 amino acids. Lineage: Eukaryota; Metazoa; Chordata; Ceratodontiformes; Protopteridae. The record is from RefSeq and is a predicted model, not a curated record. The transcript is spliced from 7 exons. Gene Ontology annotation, molecular function: protein binding.
CUUUUUCUUCUCCUAAAGGCAGCGCUUCUUCCAUAGUGCAAGAUGCUGUAUCAAUCAGCAAAGUGGUUAAAUCAUACUCUGUCCUGCACUCUGCUUCUGCACAGCAGUCUAUGCUGGCCAAUUGGGUGAUGGAGCUGUGAUUGAUCAUGGAUCUUGUUAAAGCCAAUGUCUGCUGGUCAUUUCAUGGGAUCAACUGAGAUGGGCCCUGGAAGUCUGCUGUAGGAAGGUAAGCUAGGCAACUGGAAUAUAAAAUUAUGCUGGGUUUUGGACUUUGCUACAGUAUACUAUGCUACCCUAAAGAAGGAUACUUUUAAUUUAAGUGUGGGAUGUGAGUGUAAUAAUUAGGGGAAUAGCUUUUAUUUCCUUUGAUAUCUAAUUGAUAAUUCAGUCUCACUUUGUUCUUGUUAUCCAUUUGAAAGGAGUGCACUGAGUAAAGCUUGUGUCUGGUGAUCAUAGCUGAAGGCCUGCGGGUGUAAUAUGGUUGCAACACGUGACUGUAUUUUGAGUUUGUUAUAAAAUGAGUUGACUACAGUAAGAAUAAAGACUAUCUUAGUUUUUAUUUUAAAGUUUAAUCUAAUAUAACUAUUUUGAGUUUUCAGAAAUUAACUCUUCCAUAUGAUGUGCACUAUAAUGUUUUGAGACAGGUAUUGAUUUCCAUGUAGGGCCCACAGACAGCUGUAAUGUGCAUUUACCGAGUACAGACAAAAUCGUUCUUCCUUAUGUUACAGUUUAAUAUGCAGCUGUGAUUCUUAUCACUGCUAACUUGUUCACGUUAGUUAGGUUUUUACCUGAAGCUAAUAUCUUGAAUGGGCUGUACAAGAGAUGGCGUUCAUUUCAAAAUGACUUAUUCUGUUACUUAAAUUUUUCUGACAGAACUGCAAAGUUUUGGUUUUAUGUAUUCUCCUGAAGCUUUACAUCAGCCUUUCCCAGAUUUAAAAAUAGAAACUGCUUGUGUGCUGUCCUCCCCCUCCCCCAUCCAAACUUGGGGGCCAAGUCCAGCAAGUGUAUCUGAUCAGAUUCUUUGAAAGAGUUAGCUGUAAGCGUUCAAAAACAAAAUCACAGGAGAAGGAAUACAAAAGGUCAGAAGACUAGAGCAGCUAUCUGCUUAAUUCGUUCAGUCUUUGUACAAUAUAUUCUUUUUCAAAAGAGGGAACUCUGCAGCAUGGCUGGCAACUCUUCUGCGAAGGGCUGCCUAACCCUGGAAGGAAGGAAAAGAAGCCUUGAGAAUGCUGAAGGACCAGCAACAAAAAGGAAAAACAGCUGGGGAAUUCUCAUCAGCCAAGGCUCUUGGGCUGAUCGCUCUCCACUUCAUGAAGCAGCCAGUCAAGGACGUCUUCUUGGUCUCAAAACUCUUCUUUUACAAGGUUAUAGUCCAAAUACACUGACCAUUGACCAUGUUACUCCACUCCAUGAAGCAUGCUUAGGAGAUCACCUAGCCUGCGCUCGAGUCUUAAUUGAGGCAGGAGCAAAUGUGAAUGCUACGACUAUUGAUGGAAUGACUCCACUGUUCCAUGCCUGUUCCAGAGGUAGUGCAGCCUGUGUGGAACUGUUGCUAGAGAAUGGGGCCAAACCUUUUUUAGACCAGUGUCUUCCCUCACCUAUACAUGAAGCUUGCAGAAAAGGUCAUAGUGGGUGUCUGGAAGCUCUGAUUACCUGGGGUGCUGAUGUUGACCAAGACAUUCCAUAUUUGGGAACACCUUUAUAUGUAGCAGCUGCCUCUCAACACCUUCAGUGUGUUAAGAAGCUUCUUUAUGCUGGUGUGGACAUAGAAAAAGGGCGAUACUCUGACACUCCUCUUCAUAGUGCAGCUCAGCAGACCAAUGCUGAUAUUAUUAAAUUACUUCUUGACUUCGGUGCUAAUGCCAAUGCCAAAAAUGCUGAAAGUAAAAGGCCGAUAGACAUGGCAAUACAAGGUACUAUGAUAGAAAGGGUACUGCUAAUUCAUGAAGCUACACCAUGUUCUCUAUGUCAGCAGUGUCGGUUGUGCAUUAGGAAGUGCUUAGGGAGAUCUCGGUUACAUCUCAUUUCACUGCUUGAGCUGCCAGCAGUUCUCAAACAGUUCCUGCAAUACCGAUAGAAACAGGAACUAGAGCAAGAAACAGCAAUGAGAGCUAGAAACAGCCACAAGAGCUAGAAUCUGGUAGCUUUCUUUUCUCUCUAAAGGAGAGGCCCAAGCACAUGGAGUAAUGAAUUGUAAAAAAAAAAAAAAUCUCUGUAAAAACUUUUAGAAAUUGUUUUAUGAGUGUACAGAUUUUAACUAUACUAAAGUGUAUAAAGUAUUGUAUUAUAAACAGUGCUGUUAAUAGCUUUAAUAUACAGUCUUCCAAAGUACUUGUUAUAUUUCUAAUGUUUGCACUAGUUUUUAGCAGUUUUAGGGUUUUCAGAUGUAGAACAGAUCUCAUACAUAGCUGAGAUGGUUUGUUAACUAUUUCACGUAAAAGAAAAUCUUCUGUAUCUACAUAUUAAAAACACAGAAUUGUAAUUUAAUUGCCUAUAUAUAUGCAUAUACAUGUUUAUAUAAACACGCACACCCACACACACACACACACACACACACACACACA